Molecule: messenger RNA, 975 nt
Organism: Porites lobata
Lineage: Eukaryota; Metazoa; Cnidaria; Anthozoa; Scleractinia; Poritidae
Source: the annotation of a GenBank genome assembly
AUGGAUCCCACAGAGAAGCAACUGGCGGACAUGUUAAAUGAACUAAAGUCAAGAAGCAAAGAACAAGUCAUCCUGGAGUCGGUUUCUUUCGGGUUUCUUUCGUUACUUAUGUUGGUUGGAAACUUUUUAACUCUCUUGGUCAUGUUGCUGAACCGUCGAUUACGAACAAUUCCAAAUGUCUUCGUGGCAUCACUUGCUGUUUCAGAUUUCUUUAUAGGGGCUGUUACUUCAGGUCCUUUAGGCAUUCCUGUAUUGCUGACGUCUCAAUGGCCGUUCAGCGAUACAACGUGCCAAUUGCAAGGGUACAUAGUCAUAGCCUUGGCGGUAGCGUCAGUUCACACAUUGGCUUUGAUGGCAGUUAACAGAUAUUUUAGAAUCGUCAAAGCAUCAAAAUAUCGCCGCUACUUCACCAAGAAGAAAACCAUGAUCAUGAUCCUCUUGUCGUGGUUCUAUUCCAUGUGUUGUCCAUUACCAUAUUUCUUGGCUGGACACAAAAUGGUUUUCCAUGCUUCAAAGUUUUUUUGCUAUCCUCCAAUAAAUAAUCCAGUUUUCCUUGCUUAUGGUGUUCCACUUUACAUUGGGAUUCCUACAAGUAUAAUCUUUUACUGCUAUCUUAAAAUCUUUAAAAGGGUUCGUAGUCACAAUAACAACUUCAACCUACCUGGAAAUCAGGCAAGUAUGGCAAACGUAGAAGAAAUUAAGGUGGCACGCACACUAUUUGUGAUAGUGGUGUUUUUUAAUCUUUGCUGGACCCCAGUUUUCUUGAUUGACAUUGUGGACACGAUUCUUGGGAGAUGGACUUUCCCUCGCGAGGUGUACGUAGCAUACACUUUUUUGGCCAAUAUCAGCAGUGCCUUGAAUCCUUUCAUAUACGGAGUACUAAACAAGAAUUUUCGUAAGGAUUACUUGAAGUUACUAUGCUGCAGAUAUUGCCGCUGUCAGACUGUAGUAAGACCGUUGACGCUGGAAGGAGGA